Carya illinoinensis is the source of this 597-nucleotide messenger RNA. RefSeq names its product floral homeotic protein APETALA 1-like. The transcript has 2 exons. Lineage: Eukaryota; Viridiplantae; Streptophyta; Magnoliopsida; Fagales; Juglandaceae. The coding region runs from base 1 to 597 and encodes 198 amino acids. Gene Ontology annotation, molecular function: protein dimerization activity; RNA polymerase II cis-regulatory region sequence-specific DNA binding; DNA-binding transcription factor activity, RNA polymerase II-specific. The record is from RefSeq and is a predicted model, not a curated record. Gene Ontology annotation, biological process: regulation of transcription by RNA polymerase II.
AUGACGAGAAAGAAAAUUCAGAUGAGGAUCGACAACACCACAGCACGGCAGGUGACUUUCUCUAAGAGGAGGAAGUGCAUAUUUAAAAAGGCUCUGGAGCUCUCAACUCUCUGCGAGGCUGAAAUAGCGCUCAUUGUCUUCAGGGCUACCGGAAAGCUCUCUGAUUAUGCCAGCCCAAGGUUGAGUGCCUCUUCGACUAUCUCCUUCGGAGAUGAAGACUACAAAGGUGUUUUAUACCCACACGAUGACGCCUUGGUGGUUACUUUGCUGGUCACUAUCUACACUACCAGAUGGAUAUUGAUUGUAAAUAGGAGUUCCACUGACAUCCUGUUCUGGGAUGCCUUCACUAAGAUGGGCAUCAACCCUGAUAGACUACGCCCAUCACCCACUCCUCUAAAUAGUUUAAAGGUUGUCACCUGUACUUACCACUUAAAAAUGAAGUUCCUAACAGAGUCGGGUGUCGACGAGGUAAGAAGAGAACAAAUUCUAGCAAGAGAAUGUUAUGUGCAGGAACUCAAGGCAGCAGCGCCAUCAGUAUUCAUUGUGGAGAACUCAAGUGCUAACCUACCGCCCCCACCGUUGGUUGUUACUGACUAA